GGCUGCACAUGCAAUACGGCGUUGCCAUCUUCAACGAAAAAGUGUAACCUUCUUUCGUUUUUGCGCUGACGUGACGUGACAGUUGAUUUGUUUGAUUAAAAUAACUAAGAGUAAAAGCGCAGCCAAAUCGAUUCGCGCCCGAAUCCACCAGCCCGGAAUCGGUAGCCGAAAGCAAAGACGCAGCCGGAAAAGGAGAGGAUACGGGAAGAACGAUCCUCGCACCGGUCGAGGAAAAAAGAGAGAGAGGCAGCGAGAGAGAGCGUGAGAAACUGGGAGCUGCACGGGUGAAAUUUCGUGGUUUCGGGACCCCGACCACCUGAGCCCUCCACCCCCCGCUGAUAAUAUACAUAUCCGCAUAUAUUCCCCACUGGCAAGAUGCUGUGUAUACAAUAUUAGCGAUUAUCGAGAGCAGGCAGCGCAUGUGCCGGCAUCCAAGGAGCUACAAUAGAAUAUUUAAGCUAUUGUAAACAAAUUCUGGAGAGGAGGUGACCAAGGUCAAACAAUCCGACGAAUACGAAUACCUGGCGGCUAGUUUCGUUUCGCUCCACCGCAAAGUGCCAGUUAACCCGUGCCGCUUGCCAUGGCCACAAGCAGCCAGCUGUUGCCCAACGGCAACUUGUCCAGGAAUGGCAAGACCAAGACAGAGGACGGUGAGGAGGUGGAAGCCGUCGCUGGAGCUCGUGCAGCAGGUGCAGGUGCCGGAGUAGCACUAAGGGGACGACUAACAGGACACCCAUCCACAUCCGGAACGUUUAUGAAACUGAAAACCUAUCUCCUAGCUCUGCGUCCCUGGUCGCUGUCCGCCAGUCUGGUUCCAACGCUGCUCGGCUCAGCCCUGGCCUACCGCUCCCAGUGGGCGGAGGAGUUUUCGCUGGCCACCUUCUUUCUCACCGCCUUCACCGUGGUCACCGUCCACUGCGCCGGCAACGUCGUUAACACCUACUUCGACUUCAUCAAGGGCAUUGACAAGCAGAAAGCCGACGACCGCACGCUGGUGGAUCACAUACUCACCAAGGAUGAGGUGGUAUCGCUGGGCGCCAUUCUGUACAUGGCUGGCUGUGGAGGUUUUGUGUUGCUGGCUGUGCUCAGUCCGGCGAAAAUGGAGCACCUGGCACUGAUCUACUUCGGGGGAUUGUCCUCGAGCUUCCUGUACACCGGAGGCAUUGGUUUCAAGUAUAUUGCUCUGGGAGAUCUGGUUAUACUGAUACUCUUUGGACCCAUCUCGGUGCUAUUCGCCUUCAUGUCGCAAACGGGUCAUGUGGACUGGACGACAAUGGGCUAUGCGAUUCCUUUGGCCCUCAACACGGAGGCCAUCCUGCACAGCAACAACACAAGGGAUGCGGACAACGAUCGCCGGGCUGGAAUCGUAACGCUCGCCAUUUUGAUAGGCCGCACAGCAUCGCACGUUCUGUAUGCCAUGCUGCUCUUCGCACCCUACUCAUUAUUCUUCAUCUUCGGCUUGAAGUACUCCCUGUGGUUCCUGCUGCCGCUGGUAACCCUGCCGCAAGCGUUCCAGAUUGAGAAGCGUUUCCGCAACGAACAGACGAUGCACCUGGUGCCUCGGCAAACAGCCAAGCUGAACUUCUUUUUUGGCAUCUUGUACGUGGUGGCCUGCUGCUGUGCCCAUCAGUUGCCCACCUUCGGAUUGCGAAGAAAUUGAUAGGCGGAAAAUCUGAAUCAGAGAGAAUGAUGGUGCAAUGAUUUAGGGAAUUUCAUUAGGUUUUAGUCAAUGUGAGUAACAUGAAGGAAGGGAGAAUGGAGCUUUGUCAGCUUCCCACAGUUUGACGUUGCGCAAAUUUCGAAUGCUGCUAGUCGCCCGUUAGAUUCUAAACUUUUGAACUGAACAUAUCCUAGCCCUAAUGGGUCGAUUAACUUGAGAGAAAACCUAUGGUUAAUAUAAGACAUUUUGAAAUACGGAUUACAGGCCUAGUAUCAGCUUAACAGUUUACUAUUUCGAUUCCGAACGAUAAUCCACAAGCAUUGUGCAAACAUAUAAUAAGCUAAAAAGUCUCUAAACCAAAUGCAUACUUAAAAUAAACCUUAGCAUCUUUUGCAAAUAUUUUGAUAGUCAAAUGUUAAGAUCUGAAACAUUUGAUUGGCUUUCGCGAUAACUAAACCAAAAGUAUGAUAUUAGACAAUUAAUUUCUAUGUCAAAAAUUGCUUAAAUUGCCCAAAGGUUUGGCGACCAUCGACCUUGACCUAUCCCACUCGUUUUUAUUUAUUUCAUAUCGUCACAAUUUUAAGUCCUAACCAAUCGAUGUUAUUAAUAAUCAUACUCUUCCUCUCGCUCGUUGGGAAUCACGGACCAAGAAAGUUUUGUGCAGCAGCAACCAACCAUUAAAUGUAAUUCAACCCACUUUUAUAUUAUUCGAAUAUAUAUAUAUAUAUAAAUAUCACCACAUUCACACGGGUGCAGAUACUUAAGUUUCGCGAAUCAAAAUGCAGAUUUACUUUACGAAUAGAAGUGCUUGGAAAUGCAGCUAAGUUGAAUGUUUUUUCGGCAAUUGGCUGGCUUGCUUUGUGAGUUUUACAAAUAUUAUAUACACGAACACGAGCAUAUAUAUAUAUUUAUACACAAAUCUAGAUCAUGUAAGCCCAGUGUCUAGCGGCAGGAUCAGAGUGAGAAUUAUAAAGGAAAAAUCGUGAAAAAAAAACUAAGCAAAACGAAAACAGAUCACAAAUUACAAUUUUUAAAUAACUAUAUACGUAUGUAGAUGUCGAGGCGAAGGAGCAACAAUUGUUUUCCAUUAACAAUAGCGUAUGCAUAUAAACAAAUAGCUUUAAAUAACAAACAAAUGAGGAGAAAGCCAAAUCCCAUUCGCAUUAUACAUUAUAAUCCAUUGUGUAACUGAUGAUUUGUGUGGCAAUAUUUAUUUGUACGCUAGAUUUUUGUAUAUUCAUUCAUUCUUUUGUGUAUACUGCAUAAUGAAAUGCUUCUGUUGGAAUCGCUCAGUAACCGAGUGGAAUUGAACUAAGUGAAAACUUCGUAGACUACAAAUCAACAACCAGAUGAACAAUAAUUAUUAUAAUGCUAUUGAUAAUUAAAUGUUUAAUUAGACAAUGUAAACGAGAAUUGUGUAAUAUAUACUGAUUUAUAUUUUAUUGAA
This is a messenger RNA of Drosophila simulans, 3107 nucleotides long. It is a transcript of the gene heix, whose product is annotated as ubiA prenyltransferase domain-containing protein 1 homolog. Gene Ontology annotation, molecular function: prenyltransferase activity. The coding region runs from base 581 to 1660 and encodes 359 amino acids. The record is from RefSeq and is a predicted model, not a curated record. NCBI's taxonomy places the organism in Eukaryota, Metazoa, Arthropoda, Insecta, Diptera, Drosophilidae. The transcript has 2 exons. Gene Ontology annotation, biological process: vitamin K biosynthetic process; menaquinone biosynthetic process. Gene Ontology annotation, cellular component: endoplasmic reticulum; Golgi membrane.